GCAAUAAUGCUGUUAACAGUUUUUGAUCAACUGAGCUAAUGUGUGAAAUGCACCUCCUAUCUGGAGAUGGUGACAAAAUUUAACCCUUAUUUCAAUCUUGAAUCUUAGAAUUUUAGAGGCACGCUGUUUUUCUUAAAACGCUUUAUAUUUUACCUUUAUUUUCUUUUAGGGUACUGGGGAUUUAACCCAGGGGCACUCAACUCCUGAACUACAUCCCCAGCCCUUUAUAUUUUUUAUUUUGAGACAGUGUCUUGCUAAGUUGCUGAGGCUGGCCUUGAACUUGUCAUCCACCUGACUCAGCCUCCCAAGUCUCUGGGAUUAUAGGCAUGUGCCAUUGCACCCAGCUGUUUUCUCUUUCUUACUCAAAAUCAUUGUGCACUUUUGUUAACUCUUGAUUAUCUCUGUUUGAGGGAAGGAGAACAGAUAAUUAUUGUACAUAGUCAAUUUCCACUAACCUAUAAUUUUUUAAAGUAACCUUUUUUUUAAUUAUGAAAGUAAUAUGUGCUAUCUAUGUAGAAGACUUGGAAAAGUGAAAAUCAAGCAAAAGGUUGUGUUUAUUGUAUUUCAGAUGCUGAAAUGAAUCGUCACCUGUGUGUUUGGCUUUUUAGACAUUCAUCUCUUAAUGCUUAUCCCCAGCAUCACCUACACCUCCAUUCUCAUCACUUUAGACAGAUACAUCUCCUUUCAGAGCCCUGGGUUCUUAGACAAAAUAGGAAUCACAUUUUCCAUUGUCUGUUAAGUAAGAAUUGGUCCAGGAGAUAUUGUCAUCAAGAUACCAGAAUGCUCUGGAAGCAUAAAGCACUACAGAAAUAUAUGGAAGACUUAAAUAAGGAGUAUCAAGCACUUGGUCAGUGUUUACAGGAUAACUCUUUGAAUGAAAGGGACCAAAGGUCCUUGAACCAAAGGCAUGCUGAGUUGGCACCACUUGCAGCCAUUUGCCAAGAAAUUCAGGAGACUGAACAAGCAAUUAAAGAAUUAGAAUCAAUGUGUGAAAGUCUAAAUAAACAAGACGAAAAGCAGUUACAAGAACUUGCAUUGGAAGAAAGGCAAAUCAUUGACCAAAAAAUCAACAUGCUGUACAGUGAGCUUUUUCAGAGUCUCGUGCCAAAAGAGAAAUAUGACCAAAAUGAUGUUAUUUUAGAGGUUACAUCUGGAAGAACUACUGGAGGUGAUAUCUGCCAACAAUUUACCCGAGAAAUAUUUGACAUGUACCAGAACUAUUCACACUAUAAACACUGGAAAUUUGAACUUCUGAAUUAUACACCAGCAGAUUAUGGUGGACUACAUCAUGCAGCUGCUCGAAUUUCUGGUGAAAAUGUCUAUAAGCAUUUGAAGUAUGAAGGUGGAAUUCACCGAGUUCAGCGAAUCCCUGAGGUGGGCCUGUCAUCAAGGAUGCAGCGUAUUCACACAGGAACAAUGUCAGUCAUUGUCCUUCCUCAGCCAGAUGAGGUAGAUGUGAAAGUUGACCCCAGGGAUUUGCGAAUAGAUACUUUUCGAGCCAAAGGAGCAGGAGGGCAGCAUGUUAAUACAACAGACAGUGCUGUCAGGCUUGUCCACAUCCCCACAGGACUGGUAAUAGAAUGCCAACAAGAACGAUCACAACUGAAAAAUAAAGAAAUAGCUUUGCGUGUGUUGAGAGCUCGACUCUACCAGCAGAUUAUUGAGAAGGACAGGUGUCAACAACAAAGUGCUAGAAAACUGCAGGUGGGAACAAGAGCCCAGUCAGAGAGAAUUCGGACAUAUAAUUUCACACAGGAUAGAGUCACUGAUCAUAGGAUAGCAUAUGAAGUUCGUGACAUUAAGGGAUUUUUAUAUGGAGAGAAAAGCCUGGAUCAACUAAUUCAGAGACUACUUCAAUCAGCAGCUGAAGAAGCCAUUGUUGAACUUUUGGAUGAAAACCUUAAGUCUGCAAAAUAAAUAUUUAUUUAUUCUUUAUUAGUGGAAUGGUCCUAUAUCAAGAAUCAGACAGAAUAUGUAUGUCAGAGUACAUUCUACUGUCACGUAUAAUUACAUAGAACUAAUAAAAAAAAUUUAAAAAAAGGAAUCAUACUGAGGAGUAGGAAUCCUUAUGAAUAUUCACAAAAUACAAUAUUUUUUUUAAUGAAUCAGUCACAUUUAUUGACUAAGGGUUUAAGUUUUAAUAAACUACCUAAAUUUCCAAGUAGAAAAUAAGCAUGUGUUAUUGAAAAGAGAAAGAGAGUAUUGAGAACUGACUGUGUCAUUUAAGACAGGUCACUUGUUCUCUCAUGCCCUUUCUUAAACCACCUAUAAAUUAAACUUUUUUCAUCUACCACAGGAAAAUGUAAAAUUUAGUGAUACAAGAUUUGUACACUUAUUUGUAAACCACUUAUCUAAAGACAAAGUAUUGUUAAUCAUGUCAAAGUUAGGACUUAGACUUCUAUUUUUUAAUAAAAAAUAAAUAAAAAUUGUGAAGAACUUGUGAAGAAUAUUGUGCUCAACAUCAGUGAGCCUCUCUAGGAUACAGAUUGCACCCUAGGAUUUGAUUGCUGAAUGAAUUCUAUAUUAUAUAAACUACAGGCCAAUAUUUAAAGUAGAUUUUCUGUUGACUUCUAUUUUUUAUUGUUCUUUGGGUCAACUUAAUAAGCAUCAACAGAUGUGAUGUAAUAUGAAUAACUCAUUAUGAUCCAUAUCAUGCAGUGAUGUAUAAAACCCAAUCCUUACCUUAAAGAGAUUCCUAUUGGGUGAGAUAACUAAACUUAAAACAACCAUUGCAGUACAUUUAGCUCCAUAGAGGCAGCCCAGGGCAAGUGAGAGGCAGACCGACACUGGGUGACUGCGCCUCACUGAGGAAAAUCCACUGAACACAGUCAGAGGAGAUCCUAAGAAGCUGAGAGGCAAAAUGUCAUCAUGAGCAUUCUAUGCAAACUUGUCAGAAAGAGUGCAAGAAGAAUCACCCAGGUGCUUCAAUUUCUGAGUUUUCUAAAAAGUGCUAAAUGGCAAAGGUGGAAUUGAAAAACCCAUGUCCUUUUUCAAGGGUAAACAAGAAAGUUCCAGGAUUCCAUUGUACCCAAGAGAUCUCCUUCAGCUUUCUUGUUCUGUUAUGAGUUUUGCCUCCCAAAUCAGGGAGAACAUUUGGACCUGUUGAUUGGUGAUGUUGCAAAGAAACUGGGAGAGAGAUGUGGAAUAAUGCUGCAAGUAAAGAAAUCUCACAAAAAGAAAGCUCCAAGCUGAAAGAAAAUAUGAAAAGGAUAGCACUGCCUACCAAGCUAAAGGAGAAGCAAGAUCAACCAUCUUCCUGUCCUAGGCCAGGUUAUCUCUCCUUCUCUCCAGCCACAGGAAUGAAGGAAUCCAGACUUUGGGGCUGGCGCCAGUGGACCUAAGAAAAGGCGCUCUCUCAAGGCUACUGCUUGGAUAUAAAUUACGACUCCUGAUAGGGCACACAUGAAGUUUAGCCUUUGCGUCUCCUCUUUAAAAGUCCGCAGUUCCCCCUGGCAGUUAGAAUCACAGCCUCUGAUUCUUCUUUGCUAGCAAAGAAAUAAAAACUACUUUUCCCUUUUUCUCAGAACCUUGUCCUCAUUAUUAAAUCAGUAUUGGGGACCAAGACCAAUCUUUCAGCAUCAAUCACAGAUCUUAAAUAUUUCCAAGUUGCAGAAAUCUAUGGGAAAGCAGGGAACCAGGUCUAAUAAAUAUUUGGGGUCCUGUAAAAGGACUCUAAACCAAAUAUAGCAAGGGGAGAUAUAAGAAAGUUAAAAAUCAAUUACUGGACUUACAUAAUGUAUCUAAAGUAGUCAAAUUCAUAGAGACAGAAAUUAGAACGAGGGUGGUAGGAGUUGGGAGAAGGGGCGUUAUUGUUUAAUGAGUACAGUUUCAGUUCUGCUGGAAAUGAGUUUUGUAAAAUAAUGGUGGUGAUAAUUGCAAAAUAAUGUGAACACAGCUAAUGCAUACUUAAAUUUUUAGUGAUAAAUUUUAGUUGCAUUUCACUGAUAUUUAAAUUUUUUUUUAUAAAGUUGCUUUCUCCCUGGUUGGGGUUCAGUGUAGAUGAAAAAGCUGUGUAACUGAUGAUGACUGACUUAAUUCUGUCUAAUAUAUUUGAGGGAUGCCCCCAAACUUCACUUUUUAUGUACAAAGGAGAUACUAAAGCCCAGAACCAACUUAGCUUAAAGUCAUUAUCCUGGAGUAUUUUGCUCUAUAACCUAUUCAGCUGAUAAUAAACAAGAAAAAAAAAUACAUUUUGAGGGUUAUUCUCCUGCUAUGUGUAUUUCACCUAUGCAUGUAUUACUGGAAAUU
This is a messenger RNA of Sciurus carolinensis (gray squirrel), 4248 nucleotides long. It is a transcript of the gene Mtrf1, whose product is annotated as mitochondrial translation release factor 1. The transcript has 11 exons. Gene Ontology annotation, molecular function: translation release factor activity. Bases 577 to 1917 code for a protein of 446 amino acids. The record is from RefSeq and is a predicted model, not a curated record. NCBI's taxonomy places the organism in Eukaryota, Metazoa, Chordata, Mammalia, Rodentia, Sciuridae. Gene Ontology annotation, biological process: translational termination.